ACUGAUUGUUAAACAUUUUAGUUGUUGUUGACGAAAGACCAAGCACAAGCACUUGUCAUGUCCUUAUUUGCAAUGAGUUCUAGCUUUGCUACCCCCCCAAUCUGAACUAGAUAAACCACUUGAUAAGUAUUUUAUUACAAUGCUGUGCUUUUUAUUGUCUUUCCUCUCCUUUCUCAUCGUCCUUUCCAAGUCAUUAACCGGCAAGCCAAUUGGGUUUUGGGAGAGCUUAUCAAGUUCACUAAGUUCCCAGCACCGGAAAAGCGAGGUAGCUUUUAGUUUUAGUGAGGUUCCUCCAACUAUGUCAGUGAACAAGGACAAUUUAGUGCCUAAAGUGGGGAGUGGAGAAGAGGCAUGCAAAUUUUCUCCGUUGGAUUUGCCUGAUUUGGCAUUGGAUUGCGUCCUUGAGAAACUUUCCCCAGCUGAUUUAUGCAAUAUGGCAUCAGUGUGCCCAUCUCUUAGGGAGAGAUGUCGAAGUGACUAUUUAUGGGAGAAACACAUAGAGCGUAAGUGGGGUAAAGUUAUCGGUGCCUCUGCUUAUAGGCAAUGGAGAUGGUAUGUGGCUUCCCGAAACAGAGAAAAAAUCUUCCACAGACGCAAUCAAAAAGGAAUAUUUGCUUCCCUUCAAAGUUUUAGUCCCUUUCAAUGGAUUAAAACCAAAUCAGGAAACGGCAGGCAAUCUGGCAGGAGCGUGUUACCAGACGAUUCAUUCAUGGCUUUGUAUCUUUCUCUUGAGAACGGGAAGUUUUGGUUCCCAGCCCAAGUCUAUAACCGAGAGAAUGGUCAUGCUGGUUUCAUGCUCUCGUGUUAUGAUGCCCAACUAUGCUAUGAUUCUCGAACUGACACCUUUCAGGCAAGGUACUUACCUCAUGCGCGAUGGUCAAUGGAGGAAAAUAUACACUGGGACAGGCUGAGAAUGCCGCCCAUUGACAUUUCCUCUCAUGUUCUUUAUACCUCUGACCGUUUGGAUGACUUAAAACCAGGAGAUCACAUUGAGAUCCAGUGGAGAAGAAACAAAGAUUAUCCUUAUGGUUGGUGGUAUGGCGUCGUUGGUCACUUGGAAUCAUGCCAGGGACAUGUGAAUCAUUGCCACUGUCACUUUAGUGACAUGGUGGUUUUGGAGUUCAAGCAGUAUGCAUUAGGAUGCAGAUGGAGACAAGCAGUGAUAGACAGGAAGCACCACAGAGAGGAAGGGGAUGAAGUAGAUGGAUUUUACGGCGGAAUCAGGAAGCUGUACGGUGAGGAAGAGAUCAGGAUGUGGACGAGCCUCUGGCCUGACAAACUUGUAGAAUAAUGGUAAUAAUAACGGCAUUAUAUUUAUCUGUACACUUAUGGCUUGCAAAUCUGGAAAUCAAUGAAUAAAUCCCUUGCAUGAGUAAUGAAACAUAUUAGGGGUAUGAUCUUCUGUAGCAUGAAAGAUAAGUCAUGUUUUAGUUGCCUGUAUUUUUAAGAGAUUAGGUGUGAUCAAUUAUUAUAUUUCUUUGUUAUUUUUAAAAA
Neltuma alba is the source of this 1494-nucleotide messenger RNA. RefSeq names its product F-box protein At2g26850. The record is from RefSeq and is a predicted model, not a curated record. Gene Ontology annotation, molecular function: protein binding. Bases 140 to 1291 code for a protein of 383 amino acids. Lineage: Eukaryota; Viridiplantae; Streptophyta; Magnoliopsida; Fabales; Fabaceae. The transcript is spliced from 5 exons.